This is a messenger RNA of Theobroma cacao (cacao), 2192 nucleotides long. RefSeq names its product Squamosa promoter-binding protein-like (SBP domain) transcription factor family protein. The record is from RefSeq and is a predicted model, not a curated record. Gene Ontology annotation, cellular component: nucleus. NCBI's taxonomy places the organism in Eukaryota, Viridiplantae, Streptophyta, Magnoliopsida, Malvales, Malvaceae. Gene Ontology annotation, molecular function: DNA binding.
GUAGAUUGUUAUGUCCCUGGAAGAAAAAGGGUCAAGAAUGGAAUUUCAGAUGGAAAAACACCCACCCCCGCAAAAGCUACAAAAUACCUGGACAUGCUUUUGAGACAGAAAUACUAGUAGCAGUAGUAAUAGUGGAAAUCAUGUUGACUCACAGUGUAUCUGCUUCGACCUCAUCACAAACCUGAGAAACAGAAAAAGCAAUAAUCAAAAUAAAGCCUUUUGCUUUUCUUUUUCGUUUCUUUCUCUGUUUCCUCUCUUUCGUUCAACAUUGCUUUCUUGUUUUCUCUGUGGCAUUUAUAUUAUUCAUAUUGAUGGAGUCUUGGAGCUAUGGCUCUGAAGGCAAAGGCCUUCUUUUUACUGAUGAAAUGGAUUUGCCAGUGGAUGCUUUUGCUAGAAGUAGAAAAGCACUCAUAGGAUGGGACCUAAAGCCUUCUACUGAUUUUGAAGCUGUUGAGGGUAUGGAAUUCAUGGAUUUUGGUUUCGCUGAUAUGAACAAAAAACCCUUUUAUGGUAACACCAGUAUGGAAAUCUUUGGUGCUGAGAUUGGUAAUGGUUGUGCUAAAAGGGUAGUUUCUCCUACUUGUAUGGUUACCUCUAGUUCAUAUUAUGGUGAAGAGGAAUCUGGUUCCAAGCAUUCAAGCUCUUUGAUCGAGUCUAACAGUCAGGAAUCUUCACUCAUUGAUUUGAAGCUAGGGAGAUUGACUGACCAUAGAGAUGGACAGGAUGGCAAGUUUUUGAAGGAAACUUCUGUCGUUUCUUCAGUUCGUCCGGCUUUUAUGGUGAAGAGAGCUCGCACAACAAGCUCUUAUUCUCAUACUCCUUGCUGUCAAGUUUAUGGUUGUAACGAGGAUCUUAGCUCCUCAAAAGAUUACCACAAGAGGCACAAAGUUUGUGAGGCUCACUCUAAGACUGCCAAAGUUAUUGUUAAUGGAAUUGAACAGAGAUUCUGUCAGCAGUGUAGCAGGUUUCAUGGACUGGCUGAAUUUGAUGAUGGUAAGCGCAGUUGUCGUAAACGCCUAGCAGGGCAUAAUGAGCGCAGAAGGAAGCUUCAUUUCAAUACCCUUUCUGGAAAACCACAUAAAUUGCUGCAGUCAUAUCAAGGUACCAAAUUUCUGGGGACCUCCAUACCAAAAAGAAUGCCCUUUGUUAUCCCAAACAUCUUUCAAGGUGACUUUGUUUAUCCAGGAAGAUAUGAACAAGCUAAUCAGAGUCAGCAGGUUAAAUCUGAAGAGAAACCAAUUUACAAUCCUCAGUCAGCAAUACCGAUCACUAAUUGCCAGUUGCAACCAAAAUCUAUCUUUCACAUGCAAGGCAGUGGGAAACAGUAUGGUUCUGGAACAUUUUCAUCAUCAACUGAAGGCUUCAAUGCUCCUAAUGCAGCAUCAACUGUGAAAGUAUCAUCUGGAGUUUCACGCUCAGAUUGUGCUCUCUCUCUUCUGUCAGCUCAAUCACAGGACUUGUCAAACCAUGCGGCAGGAAUUCAAAUGACUAGGCCCUUGAUCAAUCAUGCUGGCCAUGCCUAUCAUAGCUUUGAGAAAUCUGCUGGGAUGAGUUCUUUGGAAAAAUCGAAUGGCUUUUAUACAUGUGGAAUGAACCCUAUGGGAGCUGGCCAAGUAGGGGCUGCUGUGGUUUCUGAUGCUGGUCAUAAUGCUAAUUUUGAAGUCCAAGGAGAUGGACAUUUUCAAGAUUCAGAUCUUUUGAGUGCAAGGUAUUGUCUUUCUCCUGAAAAUGGAACCACUGUAGAUUUGCUUCAACUUUCAACACAUCUCCAAAGAGUGGAGCGACAUAGGAAUUCUAUGCACGUAAAGCUGGAAAAUGAGGACCUGUGUUAUUUCCUUACCACUUAGUUGGUAUGAGAGCAACAAGGUUUACAGGAAGAGGUGCAACAGUGCUGCAUUGAAUGUUUCACCUAAUUGAUGCACUUCAAAAUAGGUUGUUAGAGAUUCAGAUACGAUUGGUAGUACAUCUUGUUUCUGAUAGGUAUAUAUAUAACAGAGUAAAUUCUGGACUUUGUAACUGUAAAUUGAUGCAAGUUCAAUAGUAUUUGCUUCUUUUGAGAACUCUUGUUCUCCACUGGAUUUAUGUAGUUAGCUGGUUUAAUGGUUCUGUUACCACAUGCUAGUUACUAUUUGAGACAGUGUUGGACUCGGAAGACUUUUAGCUGGUUUAGUGAACCCAUCACUUUGGUUGCA